This is a messenger RNA of Trichobilharzia regenti, 1791 nucleotides long. The record is from the annotation of a GenBank genome assembly. NCBI's taxonomy places the organism in Eukaryota, Metazoa, Platyhelminthes, Trematoda, Strigeidida, Schistosomatidae.
AUGAGAUAUAUAUUCCCAUCAUAUCCACCAAACCUUUUCCGUUCUGUACAAAUCUGUAAAAUAUGUUCACUGCUGUGUAUAUUUAUCAUUACUCUCAAAGUCUGUUGUUGCUCUACAGACAAUAAUUUUUCUGUUCAACACAAUGCUACUGUUAAACCUGACUUGUUUGAUUUCUCUCAAAGUAAAAAAAAGGCGUUGUAUACUCCUUACUGGGCCGUGGAAAUUAAAGGUGGAGAGGAAGCUGCUCGUGCUGUAGCUGAGAAAUAUGGGUUUCUGUAUCUUGGGGAGAUUUUACCUGGAAUUUAUCAUUUCAAACAUAAUCGCCUUUCCAAGAGAUCAGUGAGACAAAACAAUUUUUACCAUGACCAGUUAGCCAAUGAUGAACAGGUCGUUUGGUUAGAACAACAAGUGGCAAAAAUUCGCGUGAAACGAGAUGUACACAUUCCAGUCAGUGAUCCGAAAUGGCCUCAAAUGUGGUAUUUGAAUCGUGGUGGUCCAGGUGGUUUAGAUAUGAAUGUUCGAUCGGUUUGGGCGCGUGGUUAUACAGGUCAAGGCGUGGUUGUCACAAUUCUAGAUGAUGGUUUAGAAACAGAUCAUCCAGAUUUGAAAGAUAAUUAUGAUCCGUUUGCGUCGUAUGAUGUGAACAGUAAUGAUGAUAAUCCAGAACCACGUUAUCUAACAAGGGAUAAAAGUAAUACUAAUCGACAUGGUACACGAUGUGCUGGUGAAGUAGCUGCAGCUGCUAACAAUAGUGUAUGUGGACUAGGCAUAGCCUAUAAGGCUCGUAUAGGCGGUGUACGCAUGUUAGACGGUGAUGUCACCGAUGCAAUGGAAUCACGUUCAUUAAGUCAUCAAUUACAACAUAUCGAUGUAUAUUCUGCUUCUUGGGGUCCAGAAGAUGAUGGGAAAACAGUUGAUGGGCCUGGAAAAUUAGCUCAAAUGGCAUUUCGUAAUGGAAUUCAAAUGGGACGAAGAGGUUUAGGGUCAAUCUUUGUAUGGGCUAGUGGAAAUGGUGGUACAAGUCAUGAUAAUUGUAAUUGUGAUGGAUACACAAAUAGUAUUUAUACAUUGGGUGUUGGAUCUGUUUCAGAGCAUGGAUCUGUUCCUUGGUAUGCAGAAUUGUGUUCAUCCACCCUGGCUGUUACCUACAGUAGUGGAGGUCGUGGUGAACGUGGUGUUAUUACAACAGAUUUAAAUCAUACUUGUACAGAUAAUCAUUCUGGUACAUCAGCUAGUGCUCCGUUAGCCGCAGGUAUCUGUGCACUCACCUUAUCAGCAAAUCCUAAUCUAACCUGGAGAGAUUUACAAUACCUAGUUGUGUAUACAGCACGUCCAGAUGGAUUGUAUGCCGACGACUGGCAUGUGAAUGGUGUUGGUCGACGAGUAUCUCAUGCAUUUGGAUAUGGUUUAAUGGAUGCCGCAGCUAUGGUUGACUUGGCUUUGAACUGGACUAAUGUACCACCACAACGUGUAUGCGAAGCUCAAGCACCAAUGACUGGCAGUCCAAUUACAAUACGACAAAUGUCAAAGGAAAACUUAGCCUUAACUACUGAUGGUUGUGAAUCAGCUGCAGCACUUGCUGGUGAUCUAUCACAUCGAGUUGUUCAUCUAGAACAUGUACAAGCUAAACCUAACACUAAUACUCAUAUGAAUAUCAUAUCUAUCUAUAUAUUUGAAAUUGAAUUAAUAAAUGUAUAUUGGAAAAAUCAAAACAAAAAACAAUGGGAGCAUACUUUUUUAAUUACCAUCUUUCGAAAUUUUCCCCUUAGCCUAACACUUGAAUAUGGAUAA